This is a messenger RNA of Opisthorchis viverrini, 198 nucleotides long. RefSeq lists its product as hypothetical. The record is from RefSeq and is a predicted model, not a curated record. The transcript has a single exon. The annotation marks the transcript as partial. NCBI's taxonomy places the organism in Eukaryota, Metazoa, Platyhelminthes, Trematoda, Opisthorchiida, Opisthorchiidae.
AACGAAGUGCGAAUAUUGCCGGAAGAAAAUAUAGCUGAGCGAGUACGAGCUAUGAAGGCCGCUUGGGAAGAACUUGAACCCGGACGGGCAAAAAGAGCUGCCCUUUCACGUGAGAAAUACCUUCGAGCGAUUGCUAUAAAUAUGGAAACCAGCAAUGUUGAAAAAACCCUGCUACAAUCUUUCGAUCCCGUUGGUAAA